AUGGCUUCCGACGAGAGAUCCCCUCUUCUUUCAUCCGAGAACCAUCAGCAAGUGGACUCAAAUGCAACCGAAUCAACCCCUCUCCUUGGUGGGCAGCAAGAAACUUCCGGAGAUGGACAGCAAACCGAGCCCUCCACGACAUCUCCAAACAAGAAGGCUGCUUCGAGCUCCAAGCAGUCGCUCCGAUGGCCAAGCAUCAUCGCCUCGAUCAUCCUAGCCAUCCUGGUGGUGGCAGUCCUGAUCGGUGGGUUCGUCGUGCCUGGUGCCGUCCAGCAGUAUGCCGAGCAAGCUGCAGUCGUAGAGCCUACAAGCCUCUCCGUGGAGUCCAUCACCUCUGACGGUGUCAGGGCCCGUAUCCAGGCCAAUUUCAGACUUGAUGGUUCCAAAGUAGGCGAUGACAACGCUCGACGUAUCGGCAGGCUUGCCACUGGCGUUAUGCGAAAACUCGAAACAGAGGAGACAACUCUGAGUGUUUUCUUGCCUCACUACAACAACUCGCUGCUUGGAAGGGCGGUUGUGCCCGCUCUUACCAUAGAUAUUGUGGAUGGUCAUACCACGGCGUUGGAUUUUGUGACGGACCUGAGCCCUGGUGAUGCGGAGAAUAUCCGGAAAAUCGCCAACGACUGGCUGACGGGCAAGCUGGAAUGGCUGAAGCUCACUGGCGCUGCCGAUAUCACCGUCAAAUCUGGCUUUAUUCCACUCGGAACACACAGUGUUGCCGAAACCUUGGUUUUUGAAGCUAAUAAGAUUCCGAGUAUUCCCGAGUAUAAGAUUGAGCGUCUCAAUUUCCAUGAUGUCCCUCUAGGCCCUGGCGGCAGGAAGGCAGUUGGUGCCAACGUCUCCAUCGUCGUGCACAACGAUUAUCCUAUUGCCGCAGAUGUACCACCACUUAGUUUCGAUAUUCUCGUGGCGAACUGUGACGUAUCCGAGCCUUAUAUUGAGGUGGCGGAAGCGGCCACAAGUCUCAUCGAGGUGCGGCCAGAUGCCGACGUAACUGCAAACGCCCUGGGUGUCAUCGGUCAGAUUCCCGACUCUCUGGUGCGAAACUGCCCUCGGAGCAACUCGUCUCCCCUGGACAUGUUCAUGAAACACUAUUUGAAUGGCGAAGACGCCGAGGUCUUUGUUCGAGGAAAGACCAUUGUUGAUUCUGAUUUACCUGCCUGGAUAUCGGAUCUCUUGAAGAAUCUGGUCGUGCCGAUUGACCUUCCCGGCCGCUCUUUCGGCAAUAUUAUCCGAAACUUUUCUGCUACGGAUGUUGACUUCAAGUUGCCUAGCCCAUUCGCUGACCCAAAUGAUCCUGAGUCAUCUCCCAAAGUGUCCGGCAAUAUCGAGGUAUUCGCUCUUCUCCCUGAAGAGCUGAGUCUGGAUAUUGCUGUUGACGCUCUUCGGUCUGAUGCCGAUCUUUUCUUCGAAGGGAAGAAACUUGGUGAGCUGAAUUUAAGACAGUGGCAGGAAGCCAAGUCCACCAGGGUCGAGGAUGGUGGCGAUGAACUGCUGAAAGUCACAGCACAAAUCAAAGACGUGCCCCUCAAGAUCACGGACGAUGCCGUGUUCUCGGAUGUUCUUCAAAAGAUGCUUUUCGGCGGAAGGGACAUCAUACUUGAUGUCGAGGCCGCCGUUGACGCCAAAGUGGGCACCGUGCUUGGAAGUUUGACGGUGAAGGGAGUCCCAGCUCAGGGGCAGAUUCCAGUAAAGCGUCUCCCUACAGACACUUUAAACGCCCUGGAACCCCAAGUAGAUGAUCUACGGAUCCUGAAUACAUCCAGCACCGGGGUUUAUAUGCAAGCGAGCGUCAACUUUUCGAAUCCUACACCAUACACAGCCUCCAUCCCCUACUUCUCUGCCCGCAUCUUAAACAACGGCAAAGUCAUCGGAGAAGCUGUGGCGAAGGACAUAUCUUUGAAACUGGGGAACAAUACUGGAAAUAUUAUCCAUGCAACUUGGGAUCCUCUCAGCUUCGGGGGUCCUGAAUCUCAUGAAAACGCUCGACGCCUGCUAUCUGAUUAUCUAUCUGGCGAGAAUACCACAUUGGAAGUGGCAACCCAUAAGGAUAGUUUCCCGGGGUUGCCCGAACUAGGCAUCGCAUUCUCCAAACUCAACUUUACCGUCCCUACCCCACGCUUGAAACUUCCAGGAGAUGAUGACGAAGACGAAGAUGGAGCGUCCCAUCUGGGGUUUAUCCGGGAGGCAACCUUCCAUCUAUUCUCAUCCACAGCCUCAUUCACUCUUGCAUCGCCUCUACAUGCGAACACUGUUCAUUUGGAGCACAUAAACGCUACAGCUUUUUACAAUCACACAGAACCAGUCGGCCAGAUUAUAAACGAUAAACCUUUUCCCAUACCACCCGGUCUUUCCCAAACACCCCGCCUCCCCGUCAAUUGGUCGCCCGAUAGCAUCGGCUAUGACAAACUCAGGGAUGUGGUGGGCGGUCAGCUCAAGCUUGACGCCAUCGCCUACGUGACACUGAGGAUCGGGAAUUGGGUUGAGGAGGUGCGAUACGUCGGCCAUGGUCUUGGUGCCAAGGUUUCCUUAUAG
Clonostachys rhizophaga is the source of this 2535-nucleotide messenger RNA. The record is from the annotation of a GenBank genome assembly. NCBI's taxonomy places the organism in Eukaryota, Fungi, Ascomycota, Sordariomycetes, Hypocreales, Bionectriaceae.